Messenger RNA from Mobula hypostoma (lesser devil ray), 3529 nucleotides. It is a transcript of the gene rhot1a, whose product is annotated as ras homolog family member T1a. Lineage: Eukaryota; Metazoa; Chordata; Chondrichthyes; Myliobatiformes; Myliobatidae. Gene Ontology annotation, cellular component: mitochondrial outer membrane. The transcript is spliced from 22 exons. Gene Ontology annotation, biological process: mitochondrion organization; small GTPase-mediated signal transduction. The record is from RefSeq and is a predicted model, not a curated record. Gene Ontology annotation, molecular function: GTPase activity; GTP binding; calcium ion binding. The coding region runs from base 649 to 2448 and encodes 599 amino acids.
AGUGAGAGCGCAGAGGAGAGCUAACGGCGAGCGCGGCGGCGGUUGGGGGUAGCAGGGGCAAUCAGGCGUGCUGAUGGAGUGUAGAGUAACCGCGAUGCUUGACCUCUGAGGAAGCCUGACCCAGUCGGAGGGAGAGUUCACCGUCUGGAGACGAAAAAUCAGCGGCCGCUGGGCUUGGGCCUAACCCCCUCCCUCCUGCUCCCGGCACACCGGGCCGCAGCUCUGCUCCUGGCCGGGCCCAAUCGCGACCAGGCCUGGCGGCAAAGAUGAAGAAGGACGUGAGGAUUCUGCUGGUUGGAGAACCUAAGGUGGGGAAGACAUCUUUGAUUAUGUCUCUGGUCAGUGAAGAGUUUCCUGAAGAGGUAAUUUUCUCACAGUGGAUAUGGUGAACAAAUCUGAAAACUAGGUGGUGGGGUUCCUCUACGAGCAGAAGAAAUCACUAUCCCAGCAGAUGUCACUCCAGAGAAGGUCCCUACACACAUAGUAGACUAUUCAGAAGCAGAGCAGACAGAGGAACAACUUCACAAUGAAAUUUCCAAGGCUAACGUGAUCUGUAUAGUUUAUGCUGUCAACAACAGAAAUUCCAUUGACAAGGUAACGAGCAGAUGGAUUCCUUUAAUCAGUGAUAGGACUGAUAAAGAUAGCAGAAUGCCCCUCAUACUGGUUGGAAACAAAUCUGAUCUGGUCGAACAUAGUAGCAUGGAAGCUAUUCUUCCCAUAAUGAACCAGUACACAGAGAUAGAGACCUGUGUUGAGUGUUCAGCAAAAAACUUGAAGAAUAUCUCUGAGUUGUUUUACUAUGCACAGAAAGCUGUCCUGCACCCUACGGGUCCACUCUACUGCCCAGAAGAGAAAGAGAUGAAACCCGCCUGCAUCAAAGCCCUAACACGCAUUUUUAAGAUAUCAGACCAGGAUAAUGAUGGGAUUCUCAAUGAUGUAGAACUCAACUUUUUCCAGAGAACCUGUUUUAACACUCCAUUGGCACCGCAAGCUUUGGAAGAUGUGAAGAAUGUAGUGCGGAAAAACAUGAGUAAUGGUGUCGCUGAUAAUGGGCUAACGUUGGAAGGUUUUUUAUUUUUGCAUACACUAUUUAUACAAAGAGGGAGACAUGAAACUACUUGGACUGUUUUGCGCCGGUUUGGAUAUGAUGACGACCUGGAACUUACACAUGAAUAUCUAUUUCCAAUAUUGAAAGUUCCUUCAGAUUGCACGACUGAACUGAAUCACCAUGCAUAUCUUUUCCUACAAAGCAUUUUUGACAAACAUGAUUUGGACCGGGAUUGUGCAUUAUCACCUGAGGAACUAAAAGAUCUUUUCAAAGUGUUUCCCUACAUGCCUUGGGGUCCUGAUGUCAAUAACACUGUUUGCACCAAUGACAGGGGCUGGGUCACCUAUCAAGGUUAUAUUUGUCAGUGGACGCUGACUACAUACCUCGACGUUCAGCGAUGUUUGGAAUAUUUAGGUUAUCUAGGAUAUUCCAUUCUAAGGGAGCAGGAGUCUCAGACAGCAGCUAUCACAGUAACAAGGGAUAAAAAGUUGGAUCUGCAGAAAAAGCAAACACAAAGAAACGUGUUUCAGUGCAACAUUAUUGGUAUGAAGAACAGCGGCAAGACUGGAAUUCUGCAAGGUUUUCUGGGUCGAAAUCUGGCAAAACAAAGACAAAUAAAAGAAGAACACAAAUCACUUUAUGCCAUAAACACAACAUAUGUAUAUGGACAAGAAAAAUACUUACUGCUACAUGAGGUUUUGUCUGAUUCAGAGUUUAUUUCUGCCUCUGACACUACUUGUGACGUUGUUUGCCUUGUGUACGAUGUCAGCAAUCCCAAAUCGUUUGAGUAUUGUGCAAGGGUCUUUAAGCAACACUUCAUUGACAGCAAAACGCCAUGUAUUAUUGUAGCUGCAAAAUCAGACCUACAUGAAGCUAAACAAGGCCACAGCAUUUCUCCCACUGAGUUCUGCAACAAACACAAAAUGCCACCGCCACAAAGUUAUACCUGCAAUACUGUUGGCCCACCAAGCAAAGACUUCUUCGUCAAAGUGACUACCAUAGCUAUGUAUCCCCAUGCCCGAUUACGCUGUCUAUGCACCUGCAACAGGUGUACAUUUUGCAUCUGUCAGACCUUCCUCAACUCAGACUUGCUGCAAUCUGUAAAGACCAAAUUCUGCACUACAGUUCUUAACAGGUUAAAAGACCGAGUAGACGAGGUGGGUGCUUUGCUGUUGGCGAAUGAUGAAGGCAGUCUCGUUCAGCAAGUACAUGCGGUCAGCUGUGUUGAAGAUUCUAUCUUCAUGGGUUCUUCUGGUGCCUGCAGUUUACAGCCUGAAGACAGACACACAACACAGGCUGACCUGAAGACUUCAACCUUCUGGCUUCGAGCGAGCCUUGGGGCAACAGUGUUUGCUGUCCUAGGAUUUGCUGUGUACAAAGCAUUACUGAAACAGCGGUGAUCAGAAUGGUGCUGCAUCCUACGGUCACCAUCUCAGUUUUAUAAACAGUUUCAAGAGGCUGCAAUGAAUAUUCUGAGUGUUUUUUUUAUUUUAAUAUGCAAGCAUUUCUUUAAAGGUAGGGUGCAAGACAGUACUAAAAGAUCGAGCUGGCCAGUGGCUAGGUGAUAUCUGAAAGAGCGAUACAGACUUGAGCGAUACUGACCCUUCUGCCAUUUCCAAACCCACUUUUGUUUGGAAGUAAUAUCCCUAGGGUACCUGUCAUGUAAGAACUCAAAUCUGCCAAUCUCAGAUCCCCAGAAGAGAUAUAAUUGUGUAAAUACUGUAAAUAAGGAUGCAAUACACAAACAGCUUUGUUCCCCUAGAUGCCCGCUACAGUUAGUCCUACUCUAGCUCAAUAGUGCAACAAAUCGAAUGUUACAGAGUGGUUGUUUCAUGUGGAUAUUUAAAACUUGAUCCACCAGCCAGAGUUGCCUGGUGUUUAAAACAAUGAGAGAGUUUUAUUUAUUCUAUAGUUAAUAUUUUAAUUUCAAGGAAGCACGUCUGCACAGAGAGGAAUCGUCAAGAGAUUUAUUUCUCAGGGUAUCGGCCUACAAGGAAUAGUGACCAUUGUUCUUUUUUUCUCUCCCUGAGUAAAACUGACCUUAUCUACCCAGUAAAUUAAUUUUAUAUUGGGGGGGCUAACAGGUAUUAUUUCUGUCUUUUUCCCCAACCCCUCAGAUUAUUCUGCGUUGUUCUUUAAGGUAGGUUUGGUGGGGGGGAACAAAGAUGGUCUUGCAGGUCCCAGGAUCUUAACACUCAAGUAAAUAAGGGAAGACUUCCUCCUCUUUUACCCUGUGCUGUGUUGCAAUGCAAAGGCAGUGCGGGUAUUGCUUUGUUAGUGUCUCCUAGUUGCAUGUUCCACUUUAUCUCUUUUACAGUUAGCUCUAAAAUACCACUCAGCAAAUUUUCUGUUACAGUCAACUUCCGUUCUUCCUGUAUAUUAAACCAAUAACUAUUGCAUCACAUUGUUUUUCAUCCUUGACUUUUUCAAACAGUUUCAAUAAAUAUCUAUGUGCUAUAUCGUACAUUCUUUUGGUUAAUU